Lipotes vexillifer (Yangtze River dolphin) is the source of this 2553-nucleotide messenger RNA. It is a transcript of the gene DYM, whose product is annotated as dymeclin. Gene Ontology annotation, biological process: Golgi organization. The transcript is spliced from 17 exons. Lineage: Eukaryota; Metazoa; Chordata; Mammalia; Artiodactyla; Lipotidae. Bases 292 to 2301 code for a protein of 669 amino acids. Gene Ontology annotation, cellular component: Golgi apparatus. The record is from RefSeq and is a predicted model, not a curated record.
GCGUUCUCCGUAGCUUCCCUCUUCUCUCCCCGCCCCUGGGCCUCCGCGCUGACGCUGUCCGGGCGGGAGCCGAGCCGGAGUCGGAGUCGAAGCCGGAGCAGCAGAGACGUGGAAACAUGGAGGCCUGAGCCGGUGUGCGCCAACCCGGCUGCGGCGGCGACCGCGGCUUGUUCUGUCCCCUCUGCCACCCGUUCGUCCGUCCGUGAGCUGGAAGCGGAUCUCCCCGCCGGCUGAGACAGGUUGUCUUGUGGAAAUGAAGGUUUAAGGACAAGUUAUCUACCAGAUUAAAAAAUGGGAUCGAAUAGCAGCAGAAUUGGUGAUCUUCCUAAAAAUGAGUACUUAAAAAAGUUAUCAGGCACAGAAUCUGUCUCUGAGAAUGACCCGUUCUGGAAUCAGCUACUGUCAUUUUCUUUCCCUGCACCAACUAGCAGUACUGAGUUGAAGCUCUUGGAGGAGGCAACCAUUUCAGUCUGCAGGUCUUUAGUUGAAAACAAUCCUCGAACAGGAAACCUUGGUGCACUAAUUAAGGUCUUCCUGUCUAGAACCAAAGAACUAAAACUUUCAGCAGAAUGUCAGAACCACAUCUUCAUUUGGCAGACACACAAUGCUUUGUUUAUUAUUUGCUGUUUGCUGAAAGUGUUCAUUUAUGAGAUGUCAGAGGAAGAGUUACAACUUCAUUUUACUUAUGAAGAAAAAUCUCCUGGCAGUUACAGUUCUGACUCAGAAGAUCUUUUGGAAGAAUUGCUGUGCUGUUUGAUGCAGUUAAUCACUGAUAUUCCACUCUUAGAUAUUACAUAUGAAAUAUCAGUAGAAGCUGUGUCAACAAUGGUGGUCUUCCUUUCCUGCCAACUCUUCCACAAGGAAGUUUUGCGACAGAGCAUCAGUCACAAGUAUUUGAUGCGAGGUCGAUGCCUCCCAUAUACCAGCAAACUUGUAAAGACCUUGUUGUAUAACUUCAUCAGGCAAGAAAAGCCGCCUCCUCCAGGAGCACACGUUUUCCCUCAGCAGUCAGAUGCGGGAGGGCUGCUGUAUGGACUGGCAUCAGGAGUAGCAACUGGACUCUGGACUGUUUUCACACUGGGCGGUGUGGGCAGCAAAGCGGCUGCUGCUCCAGAAGUUUCUUCCCCUCUGGCCAACCAGAGUCUCCUGCUUCUGCUGGUUCUGGCCAACCUGACAGAUGCUGCAGAUGCACCAAACCCCUACAGACAGGCCAUCAUGUCCUUUAAGAAUACACAAGAUAGCAGUCCUUUCCCCUCGUCAAUUCCACAUGCUUUCCAGAUUAACUUUAACAGUUUGUAUAUGGCCCUAUGUGAACAGCAGACAUCUGAUCAAGCAACUCUCCUUUUGUAUACAUUGCUCCAUCAGAAUAGUAAUAUUAGAACAUACAUGUUGGCUCGCACAGAUAUGGAAAAUCUUGUUUUACCAAUUCUCGAGAUUCUGUAUCAUGUGGAAGAAAGAAAUUCACACCAUGUCUAUAUGGCCCUUAUAGUAUUGUUGAUCCUUACAGAAGAUGAUGGCUUCAAUAGAUCCAUUCACGAAGUGAUGUUAAAAAAUAUUACUUGGUAUUCAGAACGGGUUUUAACUGAAAUUUCACUGGGGAGUCUCCUGAUACUGGUUGUAAUAAGAACUAUUCAGUACAACAUGACAAGGACAAGAGACAAGUACCUUCACACAAAUUGUUUGGCAGCUUUAGCAAAUAUGUCGGCACAGUUUCGUUCUCUCCAUCAAUAUGCUGCCCAGAGGAUCAUCAGCUUGUUUUCCUUGCUGUCUAAAAAACACAACAAAGUUCUGGAACAAGCCACACAGUCCUUGAGAGGUUCGCUGAGUUCCAGUGAUGUUCCUCUACCAGAUUAUGCACAAGACCUAAAUGUGAUCGAAGAAGUGAUUCGAAUGAUGUUGGAGAUCAUCAACUCCUGCCUGACAAAUUCUCUUCAUCACAAUCCAAAUUUGGUGUAUGCACUUCUUUACAAACGAGAUCUCUUUGAACAAUUUCGAACACAUCCUUCAUUUCAGGAUAUCAUGCAAAAUAUUGAUCUGGUGAUCACCUUCUUUAGCUCGAGGUUGCUACAAGCUGGAGCUGAGCUGUCAGUGGAACGGGUUCUGGAAAUCAUCAAGCAAGGGGUCGUCGCACUGCCCAAGGACAGGCUGAGGAAAUUUCCAGAACUGAAAUUCAAAUAUGUGGAAGAGGAGCAGCCCGAGGAGUUUUUUAUCCCCUAUGUCUGGUCCCUGGUGUACAACUCAGCGGUAGGCCUGUACUGGAACCCUCAGGACAUCCAGCUGUUCACCAUGGAUUCCGACUGAGGACGGGACGCCGUCUCCCACCCUGACCCCCUCCAGCCAAGCAACCCUUCUAGUUAUUUUCUUUCUGGGGAACAGAGGUAGACAGAUUCCCUGGUGCGUCUUCUAUUAAAGAGGAUCACGCCGUCGUGUUUUCCUUGCACACUUGGGUUUGAAGAAUUGGUGCCAGUUGGCAGUAGAUCACUCAGUUUAGAUUAUAGUGCAAAAAAGAGGAGGGGAGUUACACAACAAUAAUAAAUGUAGAAGCCUGCUAUU